UUCACCGACCUUCCACCGACUUCAGUUUCGAUUUAAUAUAGACAAACCAACCACGGCAGAGAUUGAAAGGUUAAGAAGGGAACAGACGGCUCUUCUUCUCUUUUCCUCUGGUUUUUUUCGUCUCCUUGUGUUUUUAUCCUCCAUUGAAAGAUUAUUUACACCGGCAGUUUGAUCUCCAUUAUUCAAGAUGCCGGCUACAGCAGGAAGGGUUCGCAUGCCUGCGAACAAUAGGGUGCACAGUAGUGCUGCCCUACAGACUCAUGGUAUAUGGCAGAGUGCAAUCGGGUAUGACCCGUAUGCACCCAACAAGGAUGAUUCCAAAAGUUCUUCCCAGCAAAAGCCCUCAAAUGCUGAACCUGAGGCUGAGAAUGCAUACGCCAGCUUCCAGGGCCUUCUAGCUCUUGCCCGUAUCACGGGUUCCAAUGCUGAUGAGGCUCGUGGUGCUUGCAAGAGAUGUGGCCGUGUUGGGCAUCUCGCUUAUCAAUGUAGAAACUUUUUGAGUGUUAAGGAUGAUAAUAAGGAGAAGGACCCAGAAGCAGUCCAGGCAGCAGUUUUGUCUGGAUUGGAAAAGAUAAAGGGAAAUGGAAAAAUUGCAGUUGCGAGCAAGGAGAGCGAGGAAGAGGAGGAAGAGAGUGACACUUCAGAUUCUGAUGUGGAUUCCGAGAUUGAGAGGAUUAUUGCUGAAAGGUAUGGUAAGAAGGGCAGUAGUAAGAGGAGGUCAUCUAGGAAGGAGGAAAAUUCUGAUGAAGGGUCAGAUUCUGAUUCUGGGGAAAGGAAGAAAAGAGGAAGGUCAAAGAAAAGGAGGAGUAAGAAGAGAGAGUCUAGUGAUUCAGAGGAUGAGGAUGAAUGCAAAAGGAAGAGGAGGAGGAGGGAGAAGAGGAGGAAGAGGGAUGAGUCUUCUUCAGAGGAGGAAGAUAGGCGGCGCCACAAGAGGAAGAGCAGGAAGGAGAAGAGGAGGAGGAGAAGUCAUAGAUAUUCUGAUGAUUCUGAAUCAGAUGCUUCUGAUGACUCUGGUAGAAGGCACAGGCGAAAGAGCAGGAAGCCAGCAUCUCCAUCUGAUUCUGACUUGAGUGGCUCUGAUGACUCACGGGUUGGAAGGGGUACAAAGCGAUCUGAGAAGCGGAGCAAGAAGCGCCACCAUGAAGAGGAUGAGUGAACUCUUACCAGUGAAAGGAUUCGAAGGUGAAAUUGGGGGUGAGUUGUAAGAAAUAGAGCCAGCAGUGAUGCAAUUGAAGCACAGUUUCAUGUUGGUGUAUAAGUAUCUGAAAAUUUGUUUCUAUCAAAUUUCUUUUAAAAAAUAGUAAGAAUGGAUGCUCUAAAAUUUGUGUUUGAGGUGUGAAAAGAGCCUAUAAAUUAGUCGCAGUGUUCAAUGUUUUGUAUGAAUCCUCUUUUGUUUUCAAUUGCAUGCCUGAUUAUUCA
Hevea brasiliensis (rubber tree) is the source of this 1419-nucleotide messenger RNA. Its product is annotated as CAX-interacting protein 4. Bases 188 to 1156 code for a protein of 322 amino acids. Gene Ontology annotation, molecular function: nucleic acid binding; zinc ion binding. The record is from RefSeq and is a predicted model, not a curated record. NCBI's taxonomy places the organism in Eukaryota, Viridiplantae, Streptophyta, Magnoliopsida, Malpighiales, Euphorbiaceae. The transcript is spliced from 3 exons.